Molecule: messenger RNA, 1536 nt
Organism: Hansenula ciferrii
Lineage: Eukaryota; Fungi; Ascomycota; Saccharomycetes; Phaffomycetales; Wickerhamomycetaceae
Gene: PEA2
Product: Pea2p
Exons: 1
Coding region: 1-1536 (511 amino acids)
Source: RefSeq, a predicted model, not a curated record
AUGUCAGAAAAAAUAAUACUGAGUCAAGGGCUUCAACUGCUUCAAGGUUCACCUUUUAAAUCAAGUUUAGCAAAUGAGUUCCAAUCAUUUACAGAAGAUUCAAACUACUCUAAAGCUAUUGAAUUUGCUAAAACAGAAUCUGAAUUAUCAGAAACUGGGAAAUAUUUACAAUCAAAAGAUACAACAAAACAAUUAUAUUAUAAUGAAAUCGGUUCAUCAAUUUUGAAAAAAAGUGAUUUAAUUAGUGCUUCAUUACAAAAUGAAUUAUCUGAAGAUAUUGAUUCAAGUCAUUUGAAAAUUAAGUUAUUAGCUGAACAUGCCUUAGCUCAAUUAGAUUCAAAAGAAAAAUUAUUAUCAUUAGGUGAAAUUCAUAUUUUGCAACAAAAUAUUGAACAAACAAUUUUAUUAAGAGAUGAAAUUUCUAAACAAUUACAAGAAAAUUUUAAAACUUUACAAAAAUUUACAUCAAAUGCAUCACAUAUAGAAAAAGAUAUAGAUACUAUAAAUCGUAUCAUAUAUUCAAAUAAUGAUUUAAAUCAACAAUUUGAUCAAAUUUCAACAGAUAUUUUAAAUGCUACGAAGACUUUAUACAAUCAAUAUUCAUUAGCUUUUUCAUUUUGUUAUUUCGAGGACUUAAAUAUUGAUAUACCCUCACCUUCACAACCUCAAAAUGAUAAACAAACUGAUGAAUUAUUAUCACAUAUUGCAUCUGUUGCAGUACAAAGGAAUGUUAUAUUACCUGCACCUGCUUCAACAAAUUCUAAUGAUUCAAAUAUUGAAUGGGCUAAGAGUUGUUUGAAUUCAUUAUUGGAUCAAAAUUACUCUAAUGUUAAUGAUAAAGAAAUUAAAUCAAAUUCUCCAAAUGAUGAACAAGAACUUACAAGUUUGAGAACUGCUUUGAAAGAUUUACAAUUUGCUCAUCAAUACCUGACAAGACAAUAUGAAGAUGAAAGAAACUUAAAUUCAACAGUAAUGAAUACUCAUAAAAAUAAAAAAGCUGCUAUAGAAAGACAAUUAGCUGAAAAUUUAAUAACAUUAGAAAAGGCAAAUCAAAGGUCUAUAUUAGUUGAACAUGAAAAAAAUGUUUUGGAAAGAACUUUAGAUGAUAAAAUGAAAGAUAUUUAUGAUUUACAAAAACAAGUUGCACUUUUAAAAAUUGAUAAUUUAGGUUAUAUUCAUACAAAUAAUGAUUCAAAUUCAAGAAUUCCAAGUCCUGAAAAAUCUCAAAUUUCUCCAGUUUCACCAGAUGAAAACUUAAGCAUGUCUCAUGAAGGUCAUAAGGAUAAGAAUAAGUAUUUAUCCAAUCCUAAGACUCCAUUAUUACAACAAAGUUUGAAUGGAAGUUAUCGUAAUGCUUCACCUUCAUCACCAAAGUUUAAUAAUAGUAUAUCUGUUUUAAGAAAUGAAUUUAAAAAAUUAGUUAAUGAGAUUCAUGAUUCAUAUAAAUCUGAAAUUGAAAAAGAAAAAAUUGAAAGAAAAAGAUUAGAACAUUUAUUAAAACUUUAUGAAGAAAGAAAUAGUGAUUUAGAAUUAUAG